AUGCUAGUGGAAGAGUUGGAUGUGUCAAUUGAUGCUGAAAAGAUCAUAUGCGCUAUUGUCACCUGUGUCUUUGCUACAGUGUGUUCAGUUGUAGGAGCGAUUACUGGUGGGGUAAUUGGAUUGGCUACUGAGAGUGGGCUUUUUCGAGGGGCCGGAAUCGGGGCGAUCUCUGGUGCUGUUUUCUCUAUUGAAGUCGUUGAAUCUUCUCUUUUCAGAGAGAAGGUUGGCCCUGCGGUUCAGAGCGCAGUGCAGAGUCAAAUGAGUGCUGUUGAUGCUCCCUUCAUUGAGGUUCUUGAUAUUUUUGAGACCGGCGGCACUGGAGGCAUGUCGAAGGAUUCCGUUAAUAAGCUUGAAAAGAGUAAGAUUUCGAAGCAGAACAAUGGUGAUGACUUUGGAGAGAAAAUUUGCUAUCUGUUUGCCUUCAGGUACCAUAAAGAAAAGAGUUUCAAGUUCAGGGUAUCAGGAUGUGUUCGUAAGCAAUCAAAAACUGGUCCAUGA
This is a messenger RNA of Asparagus officinalis (garden asparagus), 498 nucleotides long. Its product is annotated as NEP1-interacting protein 1-like. NCBI's taxonomy places the organism in Eukaryota, Viridiplantae, Streptophyta, Magnoliopsida, Asparagales, Asparagaceae. The transcript has 6 exons. The coding region runs from base 1 to 498 and encodes 165 amino acids. The record is from RefSeq and is a predicted model, not a curated record.